CUUCCAGUUUGCUUUUGAACUAUGUUGAAGUUCGCAAUCAAACGCAAAACUUUGGAACUAUUUCACGAAGCCAUCGACAACAAGGACUAUCUACGCACAAAAUUGCUAAUCGAGAAUUGUGAUAAGCAAAAGUUUGUCGUUGAUUCCUUGGAUUCCAACGGUCUGACAUCUUUGCAACGAAGUUGUUUUUUGGGAAACGUACGUAUCGUUCGCUUGCUUGUUGAAGCCGGGGCGAAUGUUUCUAUCAAAGAUAGCGAAGGAUGGACGGUGCUACAUGCUGCUUCAGUUGCGGGAAAUUACGCUGUUGUCAAGUAUCUUAUGAAAAUUGGGGUCGAUCUCGAAGCAAAGACAGAUCGUGGUGAAUUGGCGCUCAAUCUGGCUGAGAAGGACAAUGUUGUGUUGUUAUUGGUGAAAGGAAUGAUCCGUAAGGGACUAUAUGGGUACGUUAGGGUGUAUUUUAAAAACAAUCCCAAAACGUUCCAACGUAUCAUUGAUGACUUGAAGAAGAAAGAUAAACUGUGUAGUAGCCGUGUAAGACGUACGGCUGGACAACGUCCACAUAGUCUAGAACUUCCAAAGGUGUCGAAAGUAGCGGUUGAUCGUGAAAGUAAUGUGAAAAUUCCACGAAGCCCUGGUGAAGAAGGAGAACCACCACGUGGUACAUUCCGAAGGUCACUCAAAGGACGUCGACCAACACCAUCGCCUACCCGAUGUAUUGAUGAUGAUCUAUUAUCAGACGAUGAAGAGUUUGACCAUGAUCACGUGGUUCCAUUGAUGCCAUCAUGGAUGUCUUCAUCAAUGUCGUCAUCCUCCAUGUCAUCAAACUCUUCUAUGACACCAACAAUGCGAUCACGUGAUUGGCCUGAUGUGAUAUACGCGGCUCAUCGAAGUUCCCGUACGUCCUCGUCGUCCAGUCCUUCUGCCACAUCGAAAUGCGUAGAAUUUGUGGUUCCCCUUGGUGCCUGCGAUGUAUCGAAUGGCAGUGUAAAACAGGUGAGCAAAUGGAUUGAUUCUGGUCAAAUAAAGGUGAAUUCCUUCAAUCAGAAUGGUGUAACACCUCUACACCAGGCUGCUUACGCCAAUAACGUUCCAGUCAUUGAACUCCUUUUACGUCGUGGAGCAGACAUCAAUAGACAAUCAAUUGAUGGUUGCAGUCCCUUGCAUGCUGCUGUUCAAGGGGGGAGCACUCGUGCAGUGUUGGUGCUUGUUGAGUAUGGUGCUGAUUUGUUUAUUGAGAAUGAAAGUGGCGCGUUACCAAUUGAGGAGACUGAGAACGAGGGGAUUAUAGGCAUUCUUCAACAGGCCAUGACUCAUAAUUGAUCAUACUUUUUGCUUAGUUAUGUAAAGUAAACAGUUAAUUUUGGAAUUGAUGUUUAUCGUUGAAUUUUAAGAACUUUACUUCAAUCUUAAAGACGAGCAUGGCCGGAGUUCAUAACAGUACUGCCUGGGCAUCACAAAAUAUUUGAUACUGAAGGAAACAUUGACAUUUCAAGUCUCUGAUGUGAUGAUCAUCAUUGUGUGACUAUCACGUUUCAGAAGCUGACAAUGUUCAAAAACUCGUUUUUAUUGAAACUUGAAAUAUAUUUACGCACUCAAAUUCCUUUUUGAGUUGAUAAUGAUAACAGAAUUCCUGUUUAAUACGUUCUUAUAAGCUUUAAUAAUUAGCAGUUUUGUUUUGA
Messenger RNA from Xenia sp. Carnegie-2017, 1679 nucleotides. RefSeq names its product protein phosphatase 1 regulatory subunit 12A-like. The record is from RefSeq and is a predicted model, not a curated record. The coding region runs from base 22 to 1320 and encodes 432 amino acids. NCBI's taxonomy places the organism in Eukaryota, Metazoa, Cnidaria, Anthozoa, Malacalcyonacea, Xeniidae. Gene Ontology annotation, cellular component: cytoplasm. The transcript has a single exon. Gene Ontology annotation, molecular function: enzyme inhibitor activity; phosphatase regulator activity; protein binding.